Lemur catta (Ring-tailed lemur) is the source of this 1549-nucleotide messenger RNA. It is a transcript of the gene EIF2S2, whose product is annotated as eukaryotic translation initiation factor 2 subunit beta. The record is from RefSeq and is a predicted model, not a curated record. Gene Ontology annotation, molecular function: mRNA binding; translation initiation factor binding; translation initiation factor activity. Bases 247 to 1248 code for a protein of 333 amino acids. The transcript has 9 exons. Gene Ontology annotation, biological process: formation of cytoplasmic translation initiation complex; formation of translation preinitiation complex; translational initiation. NCBI's taxonomy places the organism in Eukaryota, Metazoa, Chordata, Mammalia, Primates, Lemuridae. Gene Ontology annotation, cellular component: eukaryotic translation initiation factor 2 complex.
GUCGCCCGGAAACUCGCGCCUCACGAAGCGCGCUAGUUUGGCUCGUCUACGCGCCUGCGCCAGGGAGGACUCUGCGCAGGCGCAUUUCCAACGCUUCGAGGAGAGGGCGGGGUGUCGUUCCCUUUCGCUGAUGCAAGAGCCUAGUGCGGUGCUGGGAGAGCUAUCGGCAGGAGCCGCGCUGCCGUCGGGGCCUGGGGCUGACCCGUCCGACUUCCCAUCCUUGCCGAGCCCACUCGAGCCGCAGCCAUGUCCGGGGACGAGAUGAUUUUUGAUCCUACUAUGAGCAAGAAGAAAAAGAAGAAGAAGAAGCCCUUUAUGUUAGAUGAGGAAGGGGAUGCCCAGACAGAAGAAACUCAGCCUUCAGAAACAAAAGAAUUGGAGCCAGAGCCAACUGAGGACAAAGAUAUGGAAGCCGAUGAAGAGGACAGCAGGAAAAAAGAUGCUUCUGAUGAUCUAGAUGACUUGAACUUCUUUAAUCAAAAGAAAAAGAAGAAAAAAACAAAAAAGAUAUUUGAUAUUGAUGAAGCUGAAGAAGGUGUAAAGGAUCUAAAGAUUGAAAGUGAUGUUCAAGAACCAGCUGAACCAGAGGAUGACCUUGACAUUAUGCUUGGCAAUAAAAAGAAGAAAAAGAAGAAUGUCAAGUUCCCAGAUGAGGACGAAAUACUAGAGAAAGAUGAAGCUCUAGAAGAUGAAGACAGCAAAAAAGACGAUGGUAUCUCAUUCAGUAACCAGACGGGCCCUGCCUGGGCAGGCUCAGAAAGAGACUAUACAUAUGAGGAGUUACUGAAUCGAGUGUUCAACAUCAUGAGGGAAAAGAAUCCAGAUAUGGUUGCUGGAGAGAAAAGGAAAUUCGUCAUGAAACCUCCACAGGUCGUCCGAGUAGGAACCAAGAAAACUUCUUUUGUUAACUUCACAGAUAUCUGUAAACUAUUACAUCGUCAGCCCAAACAUCUCCUUGCAUUUUUAUUGGCUGAAUUGGGUACAAGUGGUUCUAUAGAUGGCAAUAACCAGCUUGUAAUCAAAGGAAGAUUCCAACAGAAACAGAUAGAAAAUGUCUUGAGAAGAUAUAUCAAGGAAUACGUCACUUGUCAUACAUGCCGAUCACCAGACACAAUCCUGCAGAAGGACACCCGACUCUAUUUCUUACAGUGCGAAACUUGUCAUUCUCGAUGUUCUGUGGCCAGUAUCAAAACCGGCUUCCAGGCUGUCACGGGCAAGCGAGCACAGCUCCGUGCCAAAGCUAACUAAUAUGCUAAUCACCACCGAUUUUGCAAAGUGUGUUGUGGAGAUUUGGCUGGACAGUUUGCCAUCAGAGUGGAUAUACCAUUGUAUUAAAAACAAGAUAAAAAAAAAAAGCUGCCAAGUUCUUUGGCAAGUGGUUGGUUGGUCUGAAAUCCUUGCAAGAUGCCGAUGCUCAAGCUGUUGACAUAAUCAUUGCCUACUUUAACACCUGUCAGAGAAACAUGAUACGGGGUAAGGAGGUGCUUUUUUAAAAUUGUUCAUAGACUUCUGUAAAAUGCAAGAUAAAUUAAAGUUAUUAUAACAGUGA